AUGAAUGAUGGUCCUGUUCACAUCAAUUGCAGAGAAAUCUGUGCUACACUUGAGAGAAUCCACACGAGAGAGAAAUCUUAUGAAUGUAACCAAUGUGGAAAGACUUUUACAUGGAAGGGUGGUCUUGUUCAACAUCAGAGAAUCCAUGAGAGAGAGAAACGUUAUGACUGUAAUCAAUGUGGAAAGGUUUUUAGAGACAGGAGUGUUCUUACUCGACAUCAGAGAAUCCACACUGGAGAGAAACCUUAUAAAUGUAAUCAAUGUGGAAAGGCUUUUACAAGGAAGUCUGGUUUUAUUUUGCAUCAGAGAAUCCACACUGGAGAUAAACAGUAUGAAUGUAAUCAAUGUGGAAAGACUUUUACAUGCAAGGGCACUCUUGUUCAGCAUCAGAGAACCCACAAUGGACAGAAACCUUAUGAAUGUAAACAAUGUGGAAAGGCUUUUAGGGAAAGCAGAGGUCUUAUUGUACAUCAGAGAACCCACACUGGAGAGAAACCUUAUGAAUGUAAGCAAUGUGGAAAGACUUUUACAUGGAAGGACAGUCUGGUUCAACAUCAGAGAAUCCACACUGGAGAGAAACCUUAUGAAUGUAAUCAAUGUGGAAAGGCUUUUAAGUGGUCUACCAAUCUUACUGUACAUCAAAGAAUGCACACUGGAGAAACACCUUAUGAGUGUAAUCAAUGUGGAAAGGCUUUUAAAUGGUAUACCAGCCUUACUCUACAUCAGAGAAUGCACACUGGAGAGAAACCUUAUAACUGUAAUCAAUGUGGAAAGGCUUUUAGGGAAAGUAGAGCUCUUACUCUACAUCAGAGUAUCCAUACUGGAGAGAAACCUUAUGACUGUAAUCAGUGUGGAAAGACUUUUAAAAAGAAGGCUCAGCUUGUUGUACAUCAGAGAACCCACUCUGGAGAGAAACCUUACAAAUGUAAUCAAUGUGGAAAGGCUUUUAAAUGGUGGAACAGUCUUACUCUACAUCAGAGCAUCCACACUGGAGAGAAACUUUAUGAAUGUAAUCAAUGUGGAAAGACUUAUACACAUAAGGCCAGUCUUGUUCAACAUCAAAAAAUCCACACUGGAGAGAAGCCUUAUAAAUGUAAUCAAUGUGGAAAGACUUUCAGAUGUAGGAAGAGCAUUCAUUUACAUCAGAGAAUCCACACUGGAGAGAAACCUUAUAAAUGCAAUCAAUGUGGAAAGGCUUAUAAAUGGUGGAACAGUCUUACUCUACAUCAGAGAAUCCACACUGGAGAGAACCUGUAUGAAUGUAAUCAAUGUGGAAAGACUUAUAGACGGAAGGACAGUCUUAUUCAACAUCAGAGAAUGCACAAUGGAGAGAAACCUUAUAAAUGUAAUCAAUGUGGAAAGACUUAUACAUGGAAGGACAGUCUUGUUCAACACCAGAGAAUCCACACUGGAGAGAAACCUUAUAAAUGCAAUCAAUGUGGAAAGACUUUCAGAUGUAGGAAGAGUAUUGGUGAACAUCAAAGAAUCCACACUGGAGAGAAACCUUAUGAAUGUAAUCAAUGUGGAAAGGCUUUUACGUGGAAGGAUGGUCUUGUUCAACAUCAGAGAAUCCACACUGGAGAGAAACCUUAUGAAUGCAAUCAAUGUGGAAAGGCUUUUAAGUGGUGUACCACACUUACUGUACAUCAGAGAAUCCACACUGGAGAGACACCUUAUGAAUGCAAUCAAUGUGGAAAGGCUUUUAAAUGGUAUACCAGUCUUAUUCUACACCAGAGAAUGCACACUGGAGAGAAACCUUAUGACUGUAAUCAAUGUGGAAAGGCUUUUAGGACAAGUAGAGCUCUUACUCAGCAUCAGAGAAUCCACACUGGAGAGAAACCUUAGGAAAUUGAUCAAUGUGGAAAGGCUUAUAAAUGGUGUUCUAGUCUUACUCUUCAUCAGAGAAUCCAUACUGCAGAGAAACCUUACAAAAGUAACCAAUGUGGAAAAGCUUUUACAUGGAUGGACCACACUUACUCUACAUUAGAGAAUACACAUUGGAGAGGGUCUCAAUCUGCCAAGCACCAAGGCCAGGCCCAAAGCAGGAGCCUGGAGCCAGAGGGAAUGGCCCCUGGGAGCCACAGCCCCCCACCCCAGGGUUUGGUGACGUUCAAGGAUGUGGCUGUGGACUUCACCCAUGAGGAGUGGGGGCUCUUGGACCAUCCUCAGAAGGAGUUGUACAAGGGAGUCAUGUUGGAAAAUGCCCAGAACCUGCUCUCCCUGGGGCUUCCAGUUCCCAGGGAAGAUGUGGUCUCCUAUUUUGAACAAAGGGAAGCACCAUGGAUGCUGGAGCAAGAAGGCCUGAGGAGGUGCCAUCCAGAAGAAGAGAGCAGACUUGAAAGGAAGGAAACAACUGUAAAGCUAAGCUUUUCUAUGGAAGAAACUCACAAGCAAAGAUUCAUGAAUGAUGGUCCUGGUGACAUGAAUCACAGAGAAAUCUGUGCUACACUUAAGAGAAUCCACAUGAGAGAGAAAUCUUAUGAAUGUAACCAAUGUGGAAAGACUUUUACAUGGAAGGAUGGUCUUGUGCAGCAUCAGAGAACCCACACUGGAGAGAAACCUUAUGAAUGUAAACAAUGUGGAAAGACUUUUACAUGGAAGGACAGUCUGGUUCAACAUCAGAGAAUCCACACUGGAGAGAAACCUUAUGAAUGUAAUCAAUGUGGAAAGGCUUUUAAGAGGUCUAACAAUCUUACUGUACAUCAGAGAAUGCACACUGGAGAAACACCUUAUGAGUGCAAUAAAUGUGGAAAGGCCUUUACAUGGUAUACCAGCCUUACUCUACAUCAGAGAAUGCAUACUGGAGAGAAACCUUAUAACUGUAAUCAAUGUGGAAAGGCUUUUAGGGAAAGUAGAGCUCUUACACUACAUCAGAGUAUCCAUACUGGAGAGAAAUCUCAUGACUGUAAUCAGUGUGGAAAGACUGUUAAAAAGAAGGCUCAGCUUGUUGUCCAUCAGAGAACUCAUUCUGGAGAGAAACCUUACAAAUGUAAUCAAUGUGGAAAGGCUUUUAAAUGGUGGAACAGUCUUCCUCUACAUCACAGCAUCCACACUGGAGAGAAACUUUAUGAAUGUAAUCAAUGUGGAAAGACUUAUACACAUAAGGCCAGUCUUGUUCACCAUCAGAAAAUCCACACUGGAGAGAAACCUUACAAAUGUAAUCAAUGUGGAAAGACUUUCAGAUGUAGGAAGAGUAUUCAUUUACAUCAGAGAAUCCAUACUGGAGAGAAACCUUAUAAAUGCAAUCAGUGUGGAAAACUUAUAAAUGGAAGGACAGUCUUGUUCAACAUCAGAGAAUCCACACUGGAGAAAAACCUUAUAAAUGCAAUCAAUGUGGAAAGACUUUCAGGUGUAGGAAGACUAUUAGUGAACAUCAGAGAAUCCACACUGGAGAGAAACCUUAGGAAUGUAAUCAAUGUGGAAAAGCUUUUACAUGGAUGGAUCACCCUUACCCAACAUUAGAGAAUACAUGCUGGAGAGGGUCGUAGGACUAACAAAUUUAUUAUGUAGGUUUGGAACUCAGGUCUUUGUGAUUUGAGGCCCAGCAUUCUAUCCACCACUUGUAUUCUCAUUUUCAAAGAGAAUAGGGUGAAAAUGCUCACUCAUGGAUGAGGUGGGAAAUAGAAGGAGAAUUUGACAAGCUUCUGCUAAAGGAUGGAAAUUAAUUUUUUUAACUGUCUAACAUUAAGUCACAAUGAAUUGCUAAUUACUAUUACAAAGAUUUCUUUUUCUAUUGGCUCAACAUAACUACUGCAUUAAAUGACAAAUGUACUUGAAGAUCAAUUGAAAACAUUGAUUUGGGUUCUUUUUUAUUACUAAUGAUUAUAUACAAAACAAUCUUUGAAAGGAUAGAAUUUUUUUAAACAUGACUUUGUUUUCUCUACCGCUGGUAAACUGGCUGCACAUUCAGAGAAGCUCUACUGAAUGACUAACCCACAUUGCCAACCAAGGCCUUUGAAAAGUUUGGAUGGAAAAAGUAACAUAAACAAAGGAGAAUUUCAAAUUAGAAAACAACCUUACUGUUUCCAUGGUCUGUUUUUAUAGAAACGUUAUGGUGGUCCGUAACGGUUUCAUGAUGACCUCUACUGUGUAUGCCUAGUGUUCAUGAUUUUUAAAUAACCUGCCUUCACUGUUGUAAGAAUGCAAACCCAAGUAAAAUCUUGAUCUGGUGAUUAUAAGGUAGACAAAGAAUGGGAGAACUACUCUGGUGCAAUGAGAGCCUCUCUUAUUCUUUCAAUGAAUGUCCAACCUUCCUGGAAGUUUGGAAACAAUUUGAUGUCAGGUUGAGAAACUGUAAGAAUAUGUUGCACAUAGUCAGAAGCAGUCGGAGUUUGAGUUACUUGCUGCACAAUUCCCAAAAGCAGUGUAGUCCAGAUCAUUGUAUUUUGGAAUCAGUGCAGAAAGACUGCUGUUAAGGUUGAAACAUUCACAUACUUGAUGUUUCAGAGGAUAAAUAUCUUUGUAACCAAACUGGACAAUUAUUUACCACUUGAGGUGCCACUGACAAAUUUUUAGCUCAAAUCCCUUGGAUCAUUGAACAAUCCUUGAAGAGGUUUGUGAACCUUGAAGGGGGAAGGCAUCCAAGAGGACCAAUAUUGAAGCACUCUGUUCACUUUUGUGGAAAAAGAUGAUGAAGUAAAAUUCCUAUAUCAGAUCCAUAUUUUCAGAUAUGGGCAAUGCCAUACAUUCCUUUAAUUGAGUGUUUAAGAUUUUAAUUUUAUUUUAUUGAGCAGAUGAAUUUAAUUAUAUUUUUUAA
Molecule: messenger RNA, 4756 nt
Organism: Phascolarctos cinereus (koala)
Lineage: Eukaryota; Metazoa; Chordata; Mammalia; Diprotodontia; Phascolarctidae
Source: RefSeq, a predicted model, not a curated record